AUGGCUUUGGCAAUCCCAGAUGCUUUCAAUAACACAGUACACAAGCUGUGCCGCUGGCACAUUAUGAAGAAGUACAGGGAACACCUCGCAUACCUGUACAACCCGCACGAAGACAUUAAGGAUGAAUUCACAUCAAUCCUCAACUGGCCCCUCAUGCCAACUGAGUUUGAGGAUGCCUGGAAAAGACUCAUGGAUAAGUACAACCUCCAUGAUGAUGCCACGAUGGUGGGCAUGUGGAACGAGCGUGAGAGAUGGAUAUCAGCCUACUUCAAAGAAAUUUUUUGCGCCAAAAUGACAUCCACACAACGAAGUGAGAGCAUGAACAAUGUGCUCAAGAAGAACUUCGCAAGUGAGAGACAAAACCUACACCAGUUUGUCAUCCAGGUAAACUCCUGCGUCAAAACUAGGAGGCAGACAGAGAACCAGGAGACAAUGGGUAACCGGGUAUAG
Molecule: messenger RNA, 450 nt
Organism: Aegilops tauschii subsp. strangulata
Lineage: Eukaryota; Viridiplantae; Streptophyta; Magnoliopsida; Poales; Poaceae
Product: protein FAR1-RELATED SEQUENCE 5-like
Biological process (GO): regulation of DNA-templated transcription
Source: RefSeq, a predicted model, not a curated record